This is a messenger RNA of Equus caballus (horse), 1281 nucleotides long. NCBI's taxonomy places the organism in Eukaryota, Metazoa, Chordata, Mammalia, Perissodactyla, Equidae. The record is from RefSeq and is a predicted model, not a curated record.
UCCAGUCCCAAGGGGCCGUGGAUGAUGUGCGUCUGGGCCGUCCUCUCCGCCUGCCCCCCAUCCCCCCGGGCCGCCGCCGCGUCCCCUUUAAAUGCCCGGGAGCCGGAGCCGGAGCCGGAGCCGCGGCUAGCGCUGCGGCAGCCGCAGCACCCGGGCCCUCCGCAGUCCCCGCACGUCACAAGCGACUGUCCAAUCACUGCGGCGCCGGCGCACAUCAAAGGGGCGGGCCGCCCGCGGGCCACGCCUCCCGGCUGCCCCGGAGACUCCCGGAGCGCCCGCGAAGGGCGUGGCCUCAGGCCUGGAAUGAGACCAAAGGAAGCUGUCCCAGCCUCAGUUGUGCUGAACCUGGCUAUCGGACUGUGGAUAUGCUAACAACAGACAGGGCUGGCAGCUCAGGGUGCUUUCACACCUUUCUCUGAGCAAACCACCCCACCCAGGAAUCUCCCCAUCCCCAAGGCCAGUCUGUGCUGACGGGAGCUGGUUGAUAUGAACAUUUAGUUCCUUUUACCUAAAUCUAGAUGCGUCCGCCAGAAUAAGAAUCCUACCAAAAUAAGAGUGCCUCCUGUUUUCAGUAGGCAUUGUAGCUUACAGAACACUCUCUGUAAUUCACAUUAUUUUCCUGAUGAGGAAAAUGAGGCUGAGAGAAGUUAGGUGACAAGUCCAAGGUCACACAGUUGGAAAGGUGGUGAAGGCAAAACUUGAAUGCAGGUCUCUGGAAGCCACCAGUUCCCCUGAGGCAAUGACACAAGGGGAGAAGAUGUGGGUAGCAAACCAGCAAAGAUGCCAAGAUUCUGGCCUUUUGGGCAGUUGACUCUUUUUUCUUCAUUCAUUCAUGCAUGCAUUCAUUCAUUUGUUCAGAACACACGCUCCAGUCAUCACCUUCAAGGAGGCCGCAGUCUAUGGUCCAUCUGUGAAUGGCCUGAUUAUAUAUACUUUUUCGUGUUUAUGUCCAAAUGUUUAUGUUUCACGUCAACUUUCAAAAGGUUGUGACACCACCUCCCCACCCCUCCCUGCAAAAAGAUUAAGAUCCACUGGUAUGACGCAUGCUACUCAGUGUAAAUAGACAGCAGUCGUGUGCUCAUCAGUCCUGCCUGUCUGCCAGUCUGUCCUGCCUGUUUGGAUGACUAAGGCCCCAGCACGUGACCGUCUGUGGCUCAAGUGAUAAACCUGGUAUCUGGACCACAUGAUCCAUCCAAGGCACUGCCAACGUGGGACAGCUCCUCUGAGCCGCUGCUCUCAGAAGAGCAAACCUAUAUAGAAACACACAAACACACCCUCACA